Messenger RNA from Penicillium olsonii, 762 nucleotides. Lineage: Eukaryota; Fungi; Ascomycota; Eurotiomycetes; Eurotiales; Aspergillaceae. The record is from the annotation of a GenBank genome assembly.
AUGGCACCCAAAACAAUCAUUGUCACCGGAGCCUCUAGAGGCAUUGGCCUUGCUGUGGCCAAGUAUCUCCUCACAGCACCCCAAUCCCACAAUGUGGUGGUGGUAGCCCGCAGUGUUGAACCCUUGCAAAAGCUCAAGGAGGAGUACAGCAGCCAAGUCGCUGUCCUGAACGGCGAUCUGGCCGACUUUUCCAUCGCCCAAAAGGCCGUUGACACGGCGAUCAAUAAUUUUGGCCAGCUUGACGGAAUGGUCCUCAACCACGGACUCCUCGGUCAGGUUGGGAAAAUUUCCGAUGCGGAUCCCCAGCAAUGGAAGGAGGGCUUUGAUAUCAACUUUAUCAGCCUGGUUGCUUUUGCCAAAGCAGCUCUGCCAGCUCUGCGUCAGUCUAAGGGCAAGAUUAUCUUCACAUCUUCGGGUGCGGCAGUCACCGGGUACCGUGGCUGGGCUCUGUACGCCGCCACCAAGGCCGCGAUGAACAACUUCGCAAUGAGCCUGGGGGCGGAGGAACCCGACGUCACCUCGGUGUCCAUCCGCCCUGGUAUGGUGGACACGGAAAUGCAGCGUGAGCUACGAGAGGACCAUGCUACGAACUUGGACGCAGAAAUGCACUCCAAGUUCACUGGAGUUCACAAGGAUGGCAAGCUGCUCAAGCCUGAGCAGCCCGGUCAUGUUAUGGCCAAGCUGGUUGUCGACGCCCCCAAGGAGCUCAGCGGUCACUUCUAUUCAUGGAACGACAAGGAACUCGAAGCUUUCCAGGCAUAA